This is a messenger RNA of Panicum virgatum (switchgrass), 2045 nucleotides long. Its product is annotated as F-box/FBD/LRR-repeat protein At5g22660-like. Lineage: Eukaryota; Viridiplantae; Streptophyta; Magnoliopsida; Poales; Poaceae. The transcript has a single exon. The record is from RefSeq and is a predicted model, not a curated record. Gene Ontology annotation, molecular function: protein binding. Bases 97 to 1635 code for a protein of 512 amino acids.
UCCAAAUUCCCAGACACAACUACACAAGUGAGAGCUCCGCUCCCGUCUCCGGAAAGCCAAAACCCUAACCCUCGCCGCCCGCCGCCCGGCACCGCCAUGGACGCCGCUGGCGAAGAAGGCGACGAGUUCACCACGUACGAUCAAGUCGCGCGGUUCUUCAACUCCCUGGAGGGCCCGUCCGCGCAGGAGCGUAUCGACGGCAUCAUCCCCUUCCUCGUCUCCCUCCUCCCCGCGCCCUACGUCCCCGCCCCAGAGAUCGAGUCCGACUCCGACGACGAGCGCUUCUCCCUCACCUCCUCCGAGUCCGAGGCCUCCGACGACGGGGCGUACCACGACCCGAUCACGGCUGCGCCGAGCGACGGCGAGGAUCGCAUCAGCCGCCUCCCGGACACGCUCCUCGCCGACAUCAUCCACCGCCUCCCCACCAAGGACGCCGGGCGCACCGCCGCGCUCUCCACGCACUGGAGCCGCGUGUGGGCCGGAACCCCGCUCCUCGUCGACGACGCCCACCUCCUCGGCGCCGGCGGGACCUCCGGCGUCCCCGUCGUGCGCGCCCUCUCGCGCUGCGUGGCCGCGCACCCCGGCUCUGUCCGCGGCGUGCGCAUCACCCACGUCUCCUUCUACGCUCACGAGUACGCGCUCCGGCGCCUGGUCGCGGACCUCGCCGACAAGGACGUCCAGGAUCUCAUCCUCGUCAACCGCCCGUGGCCGCUCGACAUGCCGCUCCCCGACGACAUCCUCCGUUGCGCCUCCCUCGACCGCCUCUACCUCGGGGUAUGGCGCUUCCCGACCACAACCGCCGCGCAUCCGCCCGCGUUCCCCGACCUACGCGAGCUCGGUCUCUUCCACAGCAUCGUCGGCUACCAAGAACUCGAGGCCCUGCUCGCGUACUGCCCCAAGCUGGAGGUCCUCUCCAUCGUCAUGUCGUACCACGACCCAUCGCGUUUCCGCCUCGUCUCCGGCAGCCUCAAGAUUGCGGUGGACUGGAUGUCAUCCUUCGACGAGGUCGCCGUGGAAGACGCCCCAAGCCUCGAACGGCUGCUCUUCCAGAGUAUUGGCAAGAGGAGGCCCGUCAAGAUUGUUGGCGCCCCGAGGCUGGAGGUGCUCGGGGUCCUCGACCUCGACCUCCACACCCUCGAGAUCGGUGGCACUGUCAUCGAGGCUGGGAUGAAUGUGAGAGCUAGCAACAUGGUACCAAGCCUGAAGAUACUGGCUGUGAAGGUUCAGUUUGCCUGCAACAUGGAGGCCAAGAUGCUGCCGACUUUGCUCAAAUGCUUUCCUCACCUUGAGACGCUUCACAUCAUGCCCAUUCCAUCCAAUUCACUGGACAGUGUACAUGACCUGAGGUUCUGGGAGCACCAGGGUACUUGUGAGUGCCUCGAAUCACAUCUGGAGACUGUGAUCGUCCAUGGGUCCUUGACGGAGGGUCAUGGGGUUGGGUUUAUCUGGUACAUCAUGGGAGAGGGCAAGGUGUUCAAGACCCUGAGCUUUGUUUGCAGCGAUGAGAAGGCGAGAGGCUUCAGAGAGUCAGCUGAAGGCAGAAGUGGUGAAGUUGCUAUCUGUGUGGUCGCCCCACGCUGGAGUUUCCAAGCUGCCAUUGAUUCGUCCCUGGCCGACCCCUUCUGUGCGCUGUAGGCUCAGGCAUGAGGAUGCUGGUGUGGUUUAGAGAUGGAGUUUACUGUGCUUGGGGAGUUUCGUGGUGAAAUUGGCAUGGGGAGAAACGUGGACAUGAAGGUCUGUAUAAGCCGGUUUAACUGUUAGGAUCUGAUUUGGGUUUUUCUGGAAAGGAAUUAGAAUUCUGGGUUAUGUUGCUUCUUUUCUGCAUGUUGUUUGGCUCCUCUAUUUUACCCGGAUGUGCGAAAUCAGGCUGGAACUUCUGCUUGUCGUUAGUCUGUUAAAGUUCAUAUUGACAGCUAUUUGUCGGGUGCAAUGUUGUGGCUCGUACUUGUAUGUUAAGUACUGAGACACGUGUAAUCUGAGACUUCGUUGCCAAGUUCCCGGUUGGCAAAUAUACUACUACUACAGCAUUUACGUAGUAUUUUUCA